Molecule: messenger RNA, 165 nt
Organism: Paramuricea clavata
Lineage: Eukaryota; Metazoa; Cnidaria; Anthozoa; Malacalcyonacea; Plexauridae
Source: the annotation of a GenBank genome assembly
AUGGCUAUCACUCAUUUGAUUGAGAAAAUCAGAAAAGCAAUUGAAAAUAAUCAGUACACAAUUGGAGUAUUUUUAGAUUUAUCAAAAGCAUUUAAUACCGUUAACCAUUCAAUUCUACUUGAGAAACUUGAAUUUUAUGGAAUAACAGGAUUACCUCACAAAUAG